UGAUUGAUCAGCGUAGAAACUAACGUUUCUUGAAAAUUAUUUAGCUUUCGUUAAUAGAAAACUUCAAAAAAUUUACUUUUUAUCUUUUUUAGUAUCUUUAAUUAUUUCUAUCUGUUACAUGUUUUGUCCUAUUGUGAGUAAGAUAAUCACAGUGAUGAUACUGAUGUUUGUUGAGGGAUUGAAUUCUGAACACUAACGUCUUGAAACUUUAAAAGAAUACUGUUAUGACUUUAUGUCCGGCUUUUUAUCACAUGAUUUGCCCACCAAUAAAAAUACGACCUAUACGAUCGUAGCACUGUGCCAAAACAAUGACGUUCCACCGGUAUGAGCAGUCUAGCGUCCUUAUCGGUCCUAUGUUCGCCUAUCCCGUCCACUUGAAUCCAGAACAACAAAAUACCAGCUUCCAAUAUGCGAAUCGAAUCGAAUCAUUUAUUUCAGACAUACUGGGUUUAUAUAUCAACCAAACAGACCUCAGCGCACCAUAAAAUAGGAAAUAACAUUUGUACACAAUAAAGCCAAAAAGUGACUGUGAACGUGGGAGGCAGUAGUCAAUAAACUGAACAUAACUUAAGAACAGUAAACCGUGCGAUAAUAAAUUAUAGGUCAGAAUAAGGCUUAUAAUAAUAGGAAUAUAAAUAUACAUAAUCUAAUUAUUGAAUAGUUAUACCAUAAGAAUGUACGGAUAAUAUUAGUCAAUUAAUACGUCUUAGAAGUUACUGGUUAUUUAAUCUUCGCUCGGACAUAACAAAUACUUUCAUAAAUUAUUAUGCUGUCAAUGUAGUUGAAUAAUAAAUUCAGUGUUAUACAACAAAAUUUCACUUUAGAAGUGUACAUUUCCCAGAUUCUUGUUCAGUUGAACAUUAUUACUGUAUUAACGGGACAUAGAUUAGAUUGAAGUAUGCUCUAUGCACGAUUGCGUUGCUGCACGUUGCUUGACUAAUUCUUAACUUAUCAACGCUAGUCGAUACUUGGUGAACACCGUACUAACGUUAUAACUAUUGUGCUUCUUACUUCCAUCUAAUCUUCUUAUUUGAAUAUAAUCUCUUUUCUGUUCAACCAUGUUCUGAUUUGAAGACAUGUCGAGUGAAUUGGUGUCCAAGAACACUGAGCAAUAGAAAUAACUGGGUUGUAAUAAGAUAGAAUUAUAACACACUGGGCUUUACAUAACGGAAAUUAUACAUGGAACACAGAAGAGAGUAUAUACUUAUCAAAACGGGUUUUGUGGAGAUUUUAGAAAUUUUAAUAGUUGAAAUCAUGAGUCAUUUGAAGCUAGACCACCAUGGAAAAUCUGGAAGCACUGGACGGCCGUUUCCUUUUAGUAUGGGACGCCUCCUUAGCAGUGCGCAUCCACGAUCCCCCCUCAAGAUUCGAACCCGGGACCUAUCAGUCUCGCGAGCGAGCGCUAAUGAGAAGCCGUUACCAGUUGAGUUCAACCAGGUCUUUUGUGAGAUAUCAGCUCACUGAAGACAUUGGUGUACGGUGGCGUAAUUUCGUGAAGAGUAUAUACUUAAUUAAUCAACUUUACCAAACAUUAAAAAAUUCAUUGGAUUCCAUGAUGUUUUAGGAUGCAAAGAUAAGAAAGAAGAAAAAUAAUUACAUCAUAAAAUGCCUAAUUACUUUUCGAUUGAAUUUAUACCUUCUUGGUAUAAUCAGAAGGUAUACAUUAUUGAAAUUAUAGCACUAUUUGGUACGACAUUAGUUCACAUUUAUUGUCUAAUUGAUAUAAACAUUUAAGGGUCUAGUAACUGUCGUAAUUUUGGUGAUAAGAAGCAUUUAAGUUGGGCAUUUCAAUUAUAUGAAAUGUCCGCAAAAGUCAGAGGAUUGUUAUAAUGAAAGUAGUUUAUUUAUCACUGCAAUUAGUUGAAACAUCUUAAUUUUUAGGCAUGACUACAACCAGCUGUCAUCCUCGUCUUGGUUACGAAUGUGCCAAAAUAAUGGCUGAUCAUUAUCCAGAGCGCCUUGGUUUAGCAAUCUGUGUUCAUCCGGGACCUGCAUUCAAAGUUGCUUGGCAAGCAAUUAAACCAUUCUUACCACAGACAACAGUAUCAAAAGUUUGCUUUAUUAGAAAAACGUGUAAUUGGUUAAUAACUGAAGUAAAAUUCAACAGAUCAAGACAAACAACAACCAAAUACCGACCAUUUUGGUUACCUCCAAAAGAUUCCGAUGAUAAACAUGAUCCCAGAGGUGAUCCGAUAUAUGUCCGUGAUUGGCUUGUAUUGAAUCAUCCAACUCAACAUUUACCACACCCAAAUAUUGUUGAUUAUAUGCUUGGAUGUUUAAAUUCACUUAAUUAUGAAAAUGCAUUAUGCUCUAAUCAUCUGGUUGAUAAUAAUUAUGACUUAACAGAAAAGGGAUUUGGUGAUUUUGAAGAACAUGAAAAUGAUGAUGAGGAGGAGGAAGAACUUACUAAUAUGCUUGCUGCAGAAAUACCAAAAGAAUUUAUGAUUCCUGAAAAUGCAGAAAAGUUAACAUAACUUAUUAUAUUACAUUAAAAUAUUUAUAUUCUGUUGGCUCGUUCUCAUCUUUUUAACACACUUGUCAUUUUAUACCACUAAACGAUAAUAUACAAAUCAAUAAGAGAUGAGUUCUCAGGGUUAGACAAUGGAAAGUUU
Molecule: messenger RNA, 2612 nt
Organism: Schistosoma intercalatum
Lineage: Eukaryota; Metazoa; Platyhelminthes; Trematoda; Strigeidida; Schistosomatidae
Source: the annotation of a GenBank genome assembly